Trematosphaeria pertusa is the source of this 1774-nucleotide messenger RNA. RefSeq names its product high affinity glucose transporter. Gene Ontology annotation, cellular component: membrane. Gene Ontology annotation, biological process: carbohydrate transport; transmembrane transport. NCBI's taxonomy places the organism in Eukaryota, Fungi, Ascomycota, Dothideomycetes, Pleosporales, Trematosphaeriaceae. The transcript is spliced from 5 exons. Bases 111 to 1688 code for a protein of 525 amino acids. Gene Ontology annotation, molecular function: carbohydrate:proton symporter activity. The record is from RefSeq and is a predicted model, not a curated record.
AUCACGCGCGGCGGGGCACCCCUCCAUAAAAGACCACCCUCCCCAGUCGCAGGCUCCUCUUGCUUCCUCCCUAGUCUUGUCCACUCAGUCGUCCCUCACCAAUUGACAGGAUGAAGACGUUCUACAACACCUACGCCAUCUGCGCCUUCGCCGCCAUCGGCGGAGGUCUCUUCGGUUUCGAUAUCUCUUCCAUGAGCGGUGUCCUGGGUACCAAUGGCUACAAGACCUACUUCGGCGAACCGAGCGGCUACCGCCAGGGUGGUAUCACCGCGUCUAUGCCAGCAGGGUCCCUCGUAGGCGCACUGUCCUCGUCCUUCAUCGCCGACAAACUCUCCCGAAGGACUGCUAUCCAGAUCGGAGCUGCAAUCUGGAUUCUCGGCUCCAUCUUCCAGACCGCCGCAAAUGGCGUUGCUCUUCUCUGCUUCGGCCGUGUCGUCUCCGGCAUCUCCAUCGGUAUUGCCUCGUCCAUUGUCCCCAUCUACCAAUCGGAAAUCGCGCCGAAGGAAAUCCGUGGUCGUGUCGUCUCUCUUCAGCAAUGGGCUAUCACAUGGGGUAUUCUGAUCCAAUACUUUAUUCAGUAUGGUGCAUCCUUCGUUGAUGGCGGCCCAAAGGCUCCAGACCAGGGAACUGCCUGCUUCCGCAUUCCGUGGGGCGUCCAGAUGGUACCUGGUGUCAUCCUCUUGGGCGGCAUGUUCUUCUUCCCUCGUUCUCCGCGUUGGCUUGCCAGCAAAGACCGCUGGGAGGAGUCGAUCCAGGUUCUUGCCCAUCUUCACGGCGGCGGCGACGUCAACCACCCGAAGGUCCUUGCCGAAUACAAGGAAAUCGAGGAGGCUCUCCGCUUUGAGCGCGAACAAGCGGAGACCAGCUUCGGUGCGCUCGUCAAGCCCAGGAUCUUUAAGCGUGUUAUCCUCGGCAUGUCCAUCCAGAUGUGGUCCCAGCUUUGCGGCAUGAACAUUAUGAUGUAUUACAUCGUAUUCAUCAUGAAGGGUGCCGGCAUUGCCGAUGAGCUUCUCACGGCCUCCAUCCAGUACAUCAUCAACGUGGCCCUGACGCUCCCCGCUAUCAUCUGGCUUGACAGGUUCGGUCGCCGUCCCGCCCUGCUCAUCGGUUCGUUCUUGAUGAUGUCUUUCCUGUUCAUCUCUGGUGCUCUGCAGGGCGCUUACGGGCACCCCAAUCCGGACAAGACCGACCACGACAUCUCCUGGGUCAUUGGAAAGGAGCACUCGAGCGUCUCCAAGGGCAUCGUCGCCUGCUCAUACCUCUUCGUCGCUUCCUUCGCCACCACCUGGGGUCCGACUUCCUGGACUUACCCGUCCGAGAUCUUCCCGGCCAAGGUUCGUGCCAAGGCUGUCUCUCUCGCGACUGCCAGCAACUGGACCUGGAACUGUGCUCUCGCCUUCGCUGUCCCGCCGCUCCUGUGGAGCAUCAACUGGAAAAUGUACAUGAUCUUCGGAACCUUCAACGGCCUUGCGCUCAUCCACAUGUUCCUAACCGCUCCCGAGACCAAGGGCAAGACCCUUGAGGAAAUGGACGAUGUCUUCGACAUGGGUAUCCCCGCUUGGAAGACCCGGCCCGCGGGCUCGCGUCUCGACCAAAUCCAGCGCGAUAUCGAGAAGGGCGAGCUCAAGGUCCACCACGCCGCCAACACCGCCGAGACAGUCGAGACAGUCGAGCCCAAGACUUCGUAAGCUCACUUCUUGCGGUUCUGGUGGUUCGGGCGAAAUAAAUGUUUUGCAGCGGGUAUGUGCGGUUUUGUUCCCUAGUCUGCGAUCUC